This is a messenger RNA of Eucalyptus grandis, 2096 nucleotides long. RefSeq lists its product as uncharacterized. The record is from RefSeq and is a predicted model, not a curated record. Lineage: Eukaryota; Viridiplantae; Streptophyta; Magnoliopsida; Myrtales; Myrtaceae. The transcript is spliced from 4 exons. The coding region runs from base 180 to 1532 and encodes 450 amino acids.
CAGCAAUGGCGUAGAGAGAGAGAGAGAGAGAAGGUCGCGCGUCGGGUUCGGUUCCCAUCGACGAGGGUGACGCCGCCGCCGCCGUCGCCGUCGUCGGGGCUGGUUUGAGAUCUCGCCGGUCCGGACCUCUCGCCUCUUCGCCUAGGGUGGUUCUUCGGGGGAGGCGAGCUUCGGGAGGCAUGCCGACGUUCACAUCAAUAGCUUUGGACAGACUAUUGGAACCUGGGGCUUUUAAACCGAUCGAUGAGGCAGCCGACACUUCGAGGCCUGCUCCUAAUGCCAAGCCACCAAAGCCCAACAUAGUUUUGGAGUCGAAGCUAGCGAGAUGUAACAGUGCACCGGCCAUCGAAAGGAACAUUCAGCUGCCUCGGCUGGUGCCGUCGCUGUAUGCCACUCCUGAGGUGACUCCUCUUCCUGACUCGCCUUCCUCGCUUCCUUCUUCUUCCCCUUACAUCAUCAAUCACAAGCGGCGGGGGCCAAGACUCCAGAAGAGUUUCUCACUGGACAGUGCUUCAUCUCACCACAAGGUCCGGGACGAAGAGAAGUCCAAUGGCAACAUGAAAGAUGAAGGAACUACUUGUCUUGCUAGUGAAGAUGAUGCGGCUGUCGCAUCAAAAUUUUAUAAACAAAUUGCAGAUAGGCAUGUGACUGGGGUUGAUGAAAGUGAAGUCGCAAGCUGCAAGGACUUCAAGAACAGGGUUUUGGACGCUGGAACUGGUAGUUUGGGCUGCCAAAUUGUGGAGGAAAAUGUUUCCGCUAAGCCUGUUGCACUGGCUACUGAAAUUGAGGGGAACAGUGACAAUCUUUGCCAUCCUUGGGAUUCCUUUUGUCCUACAGGUAACACUGAUGCAGAGGAAAAUGGCACAACAGAAUAUUCUUUGAAGUCUGAAACUCCUGCGGUGGAGUUUUUUGAUGCUUGGGAAGAGUUGUCAUCUGAGGGUGGAAUGCUGUGUUCUCGUCGUGAUCUUGAGGAGGAAUUACGUGGGAUUAGGUUGAGUUUAUUGAUGGAAAUAGACAAGCGCAAGCAAACAGAGGGAGCUUUGGCCAAUUUGCAAAGCCAGUGGCAAAGGAUCAAGCAUGUGCUAUCGUCCAUGGGACUGACACUGCAUGCAUGUCCAGACAUGGCAUGUGAACAGUUGGACGUCGAUUCUUUUGAAGAGUUGUCGCAACGAGUUUUUCUUGCUCGUUUUGUAUCAAAUGCUAUUGGGAGGGGCAUUGCAAAGGCAGAAGUGGAGUUGGAGGUGGAAGCUCAGGUCAAGGAAAAGAACUUUGAGAUUGUCCGAUUGUUGGAGCGGCUCAAUUAUUACGAGACUGUGAAUCAUGAGAUGUCCCAGAGGAACCAGGAAGCUUUUGAGAUGGCUCGGCGACUCAAGCAAAGAAGGAAAGGAAGGCAGAGAUGGAUUUGGCGUUCUAUAGCAGGUGUUAUUUCACUCGGUACUGCAGUGUUGGUGUGGUCGUACCUCCCAACAGGACAAAGAUCCUCCACUACUAGCCAUUCUCUGGCUACUGGGCAAAGUAAUGAAGCCAAAUAGUGAACCCCUUCUUACAAACUUAACAAAGUUGCAAAAGGGAAGGGUGCUCUACUCCGUGAAUAUGAUUUUUUGAACUUUAUUGAUGCAUCGUCCAACAAAUAAUACAGGAAAGCCAUUGCAAUGCACCAUCUGGAGGAGGCUGAUGAAGGGUGUGGUGUUUUUAAGAGAUCACACGCAGUUAAUGUGCUUUCUGUGAUGCCCGGGACAGGUGACCGUUGUGUUCCAAAUGUGGCUUUUGAAGGGAAGUUUCAGCACAGGACAAUAGUAUGGAUUCUUACCACUUAUUGCUGCGAUUCUAGAGAAACUUGUGGAAGGAUCAUGUGCUAGAGUGGCUUGAUCAAGGUGUUCCGGCGAUUGUUUCAAGAAGCUCUUACGUCCUAUGAACUGUUGAAAUCGUAUUGAGUUCUCACAUGGCUUUUGGCUCAGGGAACGUAAUAAGGAAGAAAUAGAAUAGCUAUUUCACGAAAUCAAACAGAGCAGAAAUAAUCAACAGAAUACACAUUCCUUUGGUUGGUUCGCAGGAUGGAAUGGUUAUUCCAAAAGUAUGUUCUAUUGUUUGGCCAA